AUGAACACAUUCCGUAGGUACAUCUCCGGAACAUUCAUAGUGCAUCCCGAUAAUAUCUCAAAAGAAUUAGUUUCUACAAACGAUGUUUCUCCGAAUGUUCAAGGGGUUGUCGUAAAGUCGGUAAAUAUCGAUGGUGACUUUAAUAACAAGCAAGAGUUUGAUGAUCGUGAUGGCAUGCUCACAUGGAUUCGUAGGACUGCAACUAGACUUGGUUUUGGUGUGGUAAUAAGAAGAUCAGAUAAUGGUUUGGAAAAAAGAAACGCUUUUGUAACAAUAUGGUGCGAAAAAAGCGAGAAAUACAAGACUCCUCUAGAGAAGUUUAAAAGAGACGACACAGUGUUACAAGGUCAUCCUAGUGUAUAUCGGCUCAAAGCGGAAGAGAAAACAUGUAUUAGUGACAUGACCUUAAAUCUUGUACAAUCGAAAAAUACACUUGCCACAUUGAAACAGAAGGAACCCGACAAUUUGUUCAACACGUUAUCGACAUUGCUCAUUCUUGAUUCUACCUACAAGACCAACAAGUAUAGACUUCCAUUAUUUGAGUUGGUUGGUGUUACAUCUACCGAUAAGACAUAUGCCGUUGGUUUUGCUUUUCUGAAGUGUGAAAAAGAGGAUAAUUUUACAUGGGAAUUAGAGGUGUGUCGGUCACUUUUGAAGGAAAAAGUCGAUAUGCCUAAGGCGAUUGUUACGGACCGCAAUACCCCACUGAUGAAUACGGCGGCAAAGGUAUUUCCUUUUUCUAAUGCAUUAUUUUGUCGAUAUCACAUAUCAACGAAUGUGAGAAGUCGGGUUAAACCCGCGGUAGAGAAAAAACAACUAGAGUUCGAAGGUGGAAAAUUGGUGAAGCCUAGUGUGGUUGUUGAACAAAUAAUGGAUGCAUGGAAUUGUAUACUAAAUUCUUCCACAAAAGAUUUAUAUGUCGAUUCCGUUAUUCAAUUUUGGAAAGUGUGUAAAAAGUAUCCUGCUUUAUUGAAAUAUGUUGAAAGCACCAUUCUUGAUCAGGUGAAGGAGAAGAUUGUUUAUGCAUGGAUUGAUAAUGUUCGACACCUUGGGAAUACAACCACCAACAGAGUUGAGUCGGCCCAUGCUAGUUUGAAAAAUUAG
Vicia villosa (hairy vetch) is the source of this 1104-nucleotide messenger RNA. RefSeq lists its product as uncharacterized. Gene Ontology annotation, biological process: regulation of DNA-templated transcription. The record is from RefSeq and is a predicted model, not a curated record. Bases 1 to 1104 code for a protein of 367 amino acids. Lineage: Eukaryota; Viridiplantae; Streptophyta; Magnoliopsida; Fabales; Fabaceae. The transcript has 4 exons.